AUGUCAACUCCUGCACGACGCACUUUUCAACGAGAUUCAGUUAUCUGGCUCGAUAAGAAUGUUACUACAUCGAAAGAUUGUGCUAAAGCUCGCCACGAUCUGCAAGCAAUCACUAAUUCGGUUAAAACAUUUUCUAAUCCAAAUACAUGUGUUGAUUUCCUAUUGAGAAUGAAUUCGAAUGAUGAACUUGUAUUUUUUAUUGUAUCCGACACUCUUGGUGAAGGUAUUAUUCAAUUGAUUCAUCCAAUGCAACACGUGCACCGUAUUUAUGUUUACUCUUCGAAUACAUCGAAUAUUGUAUCGUGGACGAAUCAGUACGAUAAGGUCUCACCUAAUGUAUUUGAGAAUGUGACAUCAAUAUGUGAACAAUUGAAAAAUGAUAGAAAAAAAUAUGAAAAUGAUUUCGUAGCAAUUUCUUUUGUUUCAAAAUCAGAAAUUGACGCUGAAAACCGGCAAGAUCCAUCAUUUAUGUAUAAUCAAUUGCUCAAGGAUAUUUUAAAAGAUAAUAAAAAUGAUGCAGAAGAAGUUGCCCGAAAACAAAUGCUAGAUUUCUGUCGUGAAUAUUAUAAAAAUAAUGACUGCGAGCUUAAGAUAAUUGAGGAAUUCGAACGGGAAUUUUUUCCCGAGCAUGCCUUUUAUUGGUAUACGCGCGACUGUUUUCUAUACAAGAUAUUGAACAAAGCUUUAUGGACACCGGAACCAGCCAUACUCUAUAAAUUACGUUAUUUUAUUCGUCAUCUAGAUCAACAGUUAACAAUCACAGCAAGUCAACAAUUGCAACGGCAACAUGUCAAAAAAGUUUUUCGUGGUCAAGGUAUCCCAACAUGUGAAUUCAACAAAUUAAGGAAUGGUGUCGGUGGUCUUCUUUCAUUUAACAAUUUUCUUUCUACAAGUUUGAAUCGAAAUAUUGCUCGCGAUUUUGCGGAACCAGCGAAAUACUUAUCGGAUGAAACAUCGGUUAUAUUCUCGAUGAAUAUUGAUUCACACAAGAGUAAAUGUUCUUUUAUUGUUGUUGGCAAUUUAGGUUUUUAUCAAAAUCUUGAACAAGAAGUUUUGUUUUCGAUGGGAACCGUUUUUCUUAUUGAAAACGUUAAGAAAACGUCCACUGAUCAAUGGGAAGUUCAAUUGACUUUGACCGACAAUACUGUUGAUAAUCUUGCUCAUUAUACGGCGAAGGUACGAAAACAAAUACACAGUUCUCAUAUAUUGAUUAGUUUAGUAAAGCUCAUGGAUGAAAUGGGCCAAUACAAGAUGAUCGAUGUAUUCGCUGAUGUUUUUGCUGAAGAUAACAUAAUUCAUCAGCAUCCAGGACGUCUUGCGGAAAUGCAACAUGCAAUGGGUAGCGCCUAUUUAUCAGCUGGCAAUAAAAAUAAAGCACUGGAGUUCCUAGAAAAUGCGCUUGCAACUUAUUUGACACUUGUACCAGCUGAUUAUCCAAGUCUUUCCCCAACAUAUAAUAAUAUAGGUAGUGUUUAUCUUUCAAAAAAAAAUCAUAAAAAAGCACUCGAAUAUCAGCAGAAGGCUCUCGACUGUCAACUAAAUGCGUCGGAUCCGAAUUUAAAUUCAAUUGCGACUUAUUCAAUGAAUAUUGCUACAAUCCAUGAAAGUUUAGGACAACAUGAUGAAGCAUUAGUUCAUCUACAACGUGCUUUAGAAUUACAAAAACAAUAUCUUGGCGAAGAUGAUCCAGCUCUAUCGCUUACCUACGAUGUAAUCGCUCGCAUAUGUUACGAAAAACAAGAGUUUGAACGAGCAGGUAUGUCACGUUUAGAAAUGAGGACACUUUUUCCAUGGAUAGUUUUUGUAUUUUAA
Rotaria socialis is the source of this 1812-nucleotide messenger RNA. The record is from the annotation of a GenBank genome assembly. Lineage: Eukaryota; Metazoa; Rotifera; Eurotatoria; Philodinida; Philodinidae.